AUGCCUGACAGCGCAGAUCGUGAACAGAAGCCGAAGCCCAGCAGUCUGCGAUCAAUAAUUGCUGGAUCCACGGCGGGAGCUGUUGAAAUCUCAAUCACAUAUCCUGCGGAAUUCGCAAAAACAAGAACCCAAUUAAACCGCCGAUUACCGGAUGGAAAAAAGCUACCUUGGCCGCCUUUUGGCAAGGCAUGGUAUGCAGGAUGUACGACACUAAUUGUGGGAAAUUCAUUGAAGGCGGGAAUCCGUUUCGUGGCAUUUGACACAUUUAAAUCUUUGCUUCAAGAUAGAGAUGGCAAGAUAUCAGGUCCUCGAACGGUUCUUGCCGGCUUUGGUGCCGGCUUCACCGAGUCCCUCUUGGCAGUUACCCCCUUUGAGAGUAUUAAGACACAAUUAAUAGAUGACAGGAAAGCCUCUAAGCCCCGAAUGCGGGGAUUUCUUCAUGGAACGACAGUGAUCUUCCGUGAGCGAGGCAUUCGCGGGUUUUUCCAAGGAUUUGUUCCCACAACAGCGCGACAAGCCGCAAAUUCGGCCACCAGGUUUGGAAGUUAUACGACUCUUCGCCAAUUUGCUCAGGGAUACGUUGCACCGGGGGAGAAACUUGGCACCCUAAGUACCUUUUUCAUUGGAGGCAUGGCCGGGCUGAUAACGGUUCUUGUAUGCGCCGCGAAGAUCUUCAAAGAUGAAGGCAUCUUCACUUUCUGGUCUGGCGCUGUACCGCGACUUGCGAGACUGAUUUUAAGUGGCGGAAUCGUGUUCACCAUGUACGAGAAAACAAUGGAAAGUUUGGACGCGCUUGAUCCAGAGAGAAAGUAUAUCUAA
This is a messenger RNA of Coccidioides posadasii C735 delta SOWgp, 819 nucleotides long. Lineage: Eukaryota; Fungi; Ascomycota; Eurotiomycetes; Onygenales; Onygenaceae. The record is from RefSeq and is a predicted model, not a curated record.